Messenger RNA from Cannabis sativa, 1638 nucleotides. Its product is annotated as polyadenylate-binding protein 8-like. The transcript has a single exon. Gene Ontology annotation, molecular function: poly(U) RNA binding; poly(A) binding; mRNA 3'-UTR binding. Gene Ontology annotation, cellular component: cytosol; ribonucleoprotein complex; nucleus. NCBI's taxonomy places the organism in Eukaryota, Viridiplantae, Streptophyta, Magnoliopsida, Rosales, Cannabaceae. The coding region runs from base 532 to 1638 and encodes 368 amino acids. The record is from RefSeq and is a predicted model, not a curated record.
UCAGUAACCAAACACACUAAUCAAUAUUGGCUUUAAUCUACAAUUGCCACGAAUGCGGAACUGAUCUCAACCGUCCAUAUGUACCCAUCGGAAGUCUCGUUCUGGACGGUUUCUUUUCAUGUCUUUUCUACUUCCAAUCAAUUAUAUUUAGUUUGCAAUUAUCAAAUUAAAAAAAAAACAUUUAGAUUUUAAUUAAUUUCUUAACUCGUUUGCCACGUGCCCUAGUAUAUAUUAUUAAAAUACAAAAAUUAUAUCUUAUAUAUCCUAAUACGAUUAUUAUUAUUAUUAAUUACAGUUAAUGAGUUAGUUAUAUCUUUUACAAAAAUUUUGCAUAAAAAAGAUUACAUCUAAUCCUAGUGUGAUUAUAAGAAAAGGGAUAUUAUUACUAUAUAUAUAAGUAUACAAUAACGUUUUCAAUCUCAUUCUCAUUUUAGUAUCAGUCGAAUUUAUUCUCCACCAUAUCUCUCUUAAUCUGUCUUCUUUGGUGUAUAGUCAAAACUCAUCAUUCUCAUCUUUCUAUAUAUCCUCAAAAUGGCUCAGGUUGAUCAGGUUGAGGUUCCUACCCAAAAUGGUGUGACAAUGACAUCUUUAUAUGUCGGCGAUCUUGAUGCCUCCAUCAACGAAGCCGAUCUUUUUGAGAUAUUUAGCCCAAUGGGUUACGUCGUUUCAGUCCGGGUCUGCAGGGAUCUGAUCUCACAUCUGUCCCUUGGUUAUGGUUAUGUGAAUUUCAGUAAUCCUCAAGAAGCUUCUCGGGCAUUGAAUUUGAUGAAUUUUUCUACUGUUAAUGGUAAGUCAAUUAGGAUAAUGUAUUCUUAUCGGGACCCGAAUAUUCGAAAGAGUGGAAUUGCAAAUAUAUUUGUUAAAAACUUGGAUAAAGGAAUUGACAGCAAAGCUUUACACGAAACAUUUUCAAUAUUUGGUAACAUUUUAUCUUGCAAAAUUGCAACUGAUGAUGUUUCGGGUCAAUCUAAAGGAUAUGGUUUUGUUCAAUUUGAUAGUAAAGAGGCUGCUCAAAGUGCAAUUGAGAAGCUCAAUGGCAUGCUACUUAAUGACAAACAAGUUUUUGUUGGACCCUUUAUUCGCAAAGAGAAAAGAAAAUUGGGUGCUGAGCAGAAUGUUGACAAAAACAAAGGAAUGAAUCUAUAUGUUAAAAAUCUAGAUGAUAGUGUUACUGAUGAAAAAUUGAAAGAAUUGUUCUUUGAGUUUGGUACAAUUACUUCAUGCAAGGUCAUGCGUAAACCUAAUGGUGUUAGCAUGGGAUUUGGAUUUGUUGCUUUAUCGACUGUUGAGGAAGCAUCCCGAGCUCUUGUGGAGAUGAACUGUAAAAUGGUCGUUAGCAAACCACUGUAUGUAGCACUUGCACAACGCAAAGAGGAUAGAAGAGCAAGGUUGCAGGCACAAUUCUCUCAAAUGCGUCCACCAACAAUGGUGCCACCAGUUAACCCCUGUAUGCCUAUGAUUCCUCCCCAACUCGGGUUUGGGUACCAACAACAGUUACUUCCUGGGGUGAGGCCAAACUUUUAUAUGCCCAUUGUCCAACCACACCCUUCAUUUGUGCAGCCGCAGAUGCUUCCUAGGGGGCGUGGUUUCCACCGUUUCCCACCUGGUCGUAACAUGCCUGGCCGAUCUUUCUAUUGA